This is a messenger RNA of Salvia hispanica, 3039 nucleotides long. Lineage: Eukaryota; Viridiplantae; Streptophyta; Magnoliopsida; Lamiales; Lamiaceae. The record is from RefSeq and is a predicted model, not a curated record.
AUGGACGUUAUCGGUACUGAUGUCGGACGUUCGGGUGGAGUACCGGUGAUCAGGUCGACCGCACCGCCGAGCAGUGUGGGUGCUUCGACCGGUUCGGCUGCACAGGGGACGAACCUGGUGUCUGCUAUGUUUGAACACGCUCUCGCCUCCUUGGCGCGUUUCGAGACACGGAUGGAUGAUUUUGAUCGGAGGUUGGUGCCGCCACAUUCGGGACCGGCGCAGAGUUUUGGCCUACCGUCUCAUUGGUUCACUGAUUCUCUUCCACAGUCGCAACCGAUUUCAAUUCCUACACAAUUGGUUCUGACGAGCAUCCCGAAUCCACCGGGACCUCUCUCGUCCGGUCCGCCACGAUCGGUCGAUCAUUCAGGGCCAGCUACACAGCCCUGGGCUAUCCCGCCGCCGCUCUCUAUGGCUGGCCAGUUGGGUAGUUUUGGAGCGGGAUCGCAGAUUGGCUCGGGGGCGUUGUCCUCGUGGGACCCUCCGGGGACAGGUCAGGGUUUGGCGUUCACGGCUGGUCGUCAGCCGACUUCGUGGGAUAAUCCGACGUGGCAUAACAAUGGAAGUCAGCCGGCAUGGGAAGAGCCACGCGAUGUGAAGAUGAAGCCGUCGCGCUUCAAUGGUACGGAUGCGGUGAAUUGGAUUGCUCGGGUUCAAUAUUAUUUCGAUCAUCUGAGGAUGCCUGAGGCGUAUCGCCUACAUUAUGCGGUUAUGCUUUUUGAAAACCAAGCGGCGGAGUGGGUGUUUAAUUAUCGUGCUAGGUCUCUCACGGAGUACAACGCAACCUUUGAGUCUAUGCGCAAUCGGAUCUCGAACGUCUCGGAGACCACCUUUUUACCUAUCUAUGUGGCGGGCCUCCGACAACCCAUUCGGAGCCAGGUUAAACAUCAACAUCCCAGAUCGGUUGUUGCCGCAAUGGCCCUCGCUAUGGAGUUUGACGGCGAUAAUAAUAAGAGUGUCGCACAAUCAGGGUCUCAGCGGCGCAAUUGGAACUCCAGGGAUCAGCGGGCCCAACCGGCGGGUUCAACCCUUCCGCAGCAACAAUCCCAGCAGGCGACGAGACCGGUGUAUGCUAGGGGUCCCGAGUAUUCAAAGCUGCCUGUUAUUCGAUUAACUGCAGGACAGCGGGCUGAUCGCACCCGACGGGGGGUGUGUUGCUACUGUGAGGAGAAGUGGGUGCCGAAUCAUGCUUGCAAACGUCCUUUUCUGGCCUAUAUGGGUGGCGUUGAUGAGGACGAGGUUGGGGAGUCGGACACACCAGAGGAUCAGCCGGAAUCUAAGUUAAUCACGGCUGACCUCUCGCAUAUUUAUGCGCUGGAGGGAAAGCAGCACCCGGAGGCGGUGGAGCUAAGGGGGACAAUCGAGGCGGACCCGGUGGUGAUUCUCGUAGACACGGGCAGCUCCCAUGAUUUCUUACAUCCGAGGGUGGCACAGAAACUCUCCUUACCGCUAACGGCUAAUAAACCGUUUCGGGUCUAUGUGGGCAAUGGCGCUUCAUUGGUGUGCUCACACGCUAGCCUACAGACACGGAUAGUGAUCCAGUCGAAUGUAUUCUUAGUGGAUUUGCAUAUAUUGCCAGUGCAUGGACCGGAUGUCAUUUUGGGGUUAGCAUGGCUGAAAUCCUUGCGGCGGGUCACGAGCGAUUUUGUGGAAGGGACGUUGGAAUUUGUACGCAAUGGUAUUCCUAUUUGUCUGAAGGUGUCCCCUCCGAUCGCUCGGGAAGUAUCCCUCAAUAUGGUUGCGGGCCUGUUAUCAUUGCGGGGCGAGGCAAAGUUGUUCGAGAUAGUCGCUGUCCCAAAGGAUGAGGAGCGGGAGAACGUCUCCGAGAUUCCAGUAUUUCCGGACGAACUGGAUCCUAUGAUAUUGGCGGUAUUGGGGUCUCAUGAAGCUGUUUUUCACACUCCGCCGGGCAUGCUGUCACCGAGACGUUUCGACCACCACAUCCAUUUACUUCCGCAUUCAAAGCCGGUCAAUGUGCGGCCAUACCGCUACCCAUACUUCCAGAAGAAUGAGAUCGAGCGACAAGUGAAGGAGAUGUUGUCCUCAAGAGUGAUACGACCGAGCCAGAGCCCUUUCUCUUCUCCGGUGUUGCUCAUUCGGAAGAAAAAUGGUACAUUUCGAUUUUGUAUCGAUUACAGAGCCUUGAAUAAAGCUACGGUGCAUGAUCGUUUCCCUAUUCCCACUUCGGAUGAGUUGUUUGACGAAUUGGGAUCGGCACGAUUCUUCACUAAACAAGAUCUGCGCUCCGGAUACCACCAGAUUCGAAUGCACGCGGAUGACGUCUUCAAAACAGCUUUUCGGACACAUGAUGGCCAUUUUGAAUUCCUGGUUAUGCCGUUUGGCUUGACUAAUGCUCCCUCGACGUUCCAGUCAGCGAUGAAUGAGGUUUUACGGCCUCUACUGAGACAGUUUGUUAUCGUCUUUUUUGACGAUAUUUUAAUUUACAGUCCAACUCUGGAGUCUCAUGUUCGUCACUUACACGAGGUACUCACGAUCUUAAAGGCGAAUCAGUUCUUUGUAAAGUUGUCAAAGUGCGUUUUUUGCAAUACACAAGUUGAAUAUUUGGGGCAUUUGGUGUCCGCGGGGCAGUUGAAGGCUGACCCAGAGAAAAUCGGAGCCAUGGUGGCUUGGCCGAUUCCGAAGUCUGUCAAACAAUUGCGCGGUUUCCUGGGUCUCACCAGUUAUUAUUGUCGGUUUAUCGCUAACUAUGCCGCAAUUGCGGGUCCACUAACAGAGUUGCUUAAGAAGGAGGCCUUUGCUUGGUCGUCCGCCGCUGAGGAGAGUUUUUCGGCUUUGAAGGCUGCUAUGACGACAGCUCCAGUGUUGAGGCUGCCAGAUUUUUCAAAAACAUUUUCUAUUGAGACGGAUGCGUCAGAUUUUGGUGUAGGUGUUGUACUUCUUCAGGAUGGACAUCCCUUGGCCUUUUUCUCCAAAAAACUGGCCCCCGUCGACGGGUAUCUUCGAUGUACCAUAAGGAAUUGUACGCCAUUCUGGAGGCGGUUCAGAAGUGGCGUCAAUACCUAUUGGGGCGGGAAUUUGUGA